Molecule: messenger RNA, 702 nt
Organism: Parnassius apollo (apollo)
Lineage: Eukaryota; Metazoa; Arthropoda; Insecta; Lepidoptera; Papilionidae
Source: the annotation of a GenBank genome assembly
AUGCAACGUAUUAAUGAAAAGCAACUAACUCAACAUUAUCUGAGCCACGACGUCCAAAAUGAAUUAAUUGCAUUAAUGUCUAAAUCAGUUAUUGAAGAAAUCAUACACAGAGUUAAACAAGCAAAAUACUGUGCCAUCUUGCUCGACUGUACCGGGGAUGUCAGCCGCGUUGAACAAAUGUCAAUAAUAUUAAGAUUUUGCAAUUCUUCAACUGGAGUAAUAGAGGAACAUUUUGUUGGGUUUAUUGCCGUCACAGAAAAAACGGGAGAAUAUUUAACAAAUUCCAUACUACAAGAACUGGAAAGAAAUGGUCUAGAUAUCCAAAACUGUCGAGGACAGGGAUAUGACAACGGCACCAAUAUGGUCGGUAUUCAUAAAGGUAUCAGAACAAGAAUACUUAAUAUAAACCCAAGAGUAUUCUUUACGCCGUGCGGAUGUCACAGUUGGAAUUUUCUUUUGAUGGAUGUAGCUAACUCUUCUACAACAGCCAAAACGUUUUUUGGCUUCAUCAAUAAAAUCUAUGUGCUGUUUUCAAAGUCAAAUAAGCGUUGGGAUAUUGUGAAAACGAAAUUAAAAUUGACAUUAAAAACUCUAUCUGAAACACGAUGGGAGCGUAGAAUCGGAGCAGUAAAAGCAAUAUUUUUGCAAUUUGAUGAUGUUAUCGAAUGCGUGAAUGACCUGAAAAAUGAAAGUGAUGAUUAG